AUGGAUCCAUCGCUAGCUCCAGAUUUUAUACCUCCAUCAGAACAGCGUAACCGAGUGCCUACUACAGCAGGAAACAGAGUGCCCACUGUUUCACCUAUCCAAGCCUACGAAUUAGAGGAGGCUUUUGAUUCCCAGCUGGAUAUCAAUAGUUCCCAUUUUGGAACUGCCUUUCCUGCUGCUAGACGACGGUCUUCUACGAUAGAAAUUGAUAUGGCGGAUAUUUCCCAGAACAUUCCUAGAAUUUCCAGUGCAAUGAGUGCAUCACCUACUGAUUCCGAUCUAGAAAGCAAUAAUGGCCGUGAAAAGUUCACAAACACUGACGGAGGUGAUAAUGCUAGCAAUCUCAAGUCGUUUGAUUCGAACCAACGCCUGGCUUCCCCAUUAGCGGCUUCUAACUAUAACGAGCCAACGGCUCGACAAAUCAUCCAGUCGGCUGAUUUAGAAGAGGUGCCACUGGGAGUCACUCGGCAAGCCAAGAAACUAGUUGAUUAUCAAUUCCCGGUUCACAGACUAGCGGAUACUAUGCUGGACGAUUCUAAAGUGCCUUUGGUUUUAGUUGCAUGUGGAUCCUUCUCACCCAUCACAUAUCUUCACCUGAGAAUGUUUGAAAUGGCCAUGGACAGUAUUCGCGAACACACCAGAUUAGAGGUCAUUGGCGGGUACUACUCGCCAGUGUCUGACAACUAUCAAAAGCCGGGACUUGCCAAGUCUCAUCACCGAGUUCGAAUGUGUGAACUUGCAUGUGAACGUACAUCCAGUUGGCUCAUGGUCGAUGCUUGGGAGAGUUUACAACCUACUUACACACGUACAGCGCUUGUUCUCGACCAUUUUAACGAAGAGAUCAAUGUUAGAAGACAGGGUGUGGGUACUGCCGAUGGCCAGCGCAAGCCCGUCAAAAUCAUGCUCUUAGCAGGUGGAGAUCUCAUUGAAUCGAUGGGAGAGCCUAACGUAUGGGCAGAAGACGAUUUACACCACAUUCUAGGCCGAUACGGAUGUAUCAUUGUCGAGCGAACAGGAUCCGAUGUGCGAAGUUUCCUGCUGUCCCACGAUAUCAUGUACGAGCACCGGAGGAACGUGCUCGUGAUAAAGCAACUCAUCUACAACGAUAUCUCGUCGACAAAAGUGCGACUGUUCCUACGUCGUGGCAUGAGUGUGCAGUACCUGUUGCCCAACAGUGUCAUACGCUACAUUCUCGAGCAUGGACUCUACAUCAACGAAUCCGAGCCCGUCAAGCAGGUGCUCAGCGAAAAGGGCGAUUAG
Molecule: messenger RNA, 1260 nt
Organism: Sugiyamaella lignohabitans
Lineage: Eukaryota; Fungi; Ascomycota; Dipodascomycetes; Dipodascales; Trichomonascaceae
Gene: NMA1
Product: nicotinamide-nucleotide adenylyltransferase NMA1
Exons: 1
Coding region: 1-1260 (419 amino acids)
Biological process (GO): NAD+ biosynthetic process
Molecular function (GO): nicotinamide-nucleotide adenylyltransferase activity; nicotinate-nucleotide adenylyltransferase activity
Source: RefSeq, a predicted model, not a curated record